CUGAACUCCCUUAAAUCUGGGAGACACGCUAUAUUUUUGAACUACCUUAAGUCAUCAAGUCUUCAACUAAAGCUCACACCUGUUUCAAAUUCUACCACUUUCUAGUUAUCGAGAUGUCGAAUGCUAGCAUAAAGUGCAACCACCGGAUAUGCCCACACAGGGGAGACAACUUAACGAAGGCAGCAGAACGAGGCAGAUUUGAUCGGUUCAAUGAACAUUUAGAUCAUCUCGAUUCCAUUGUGGCACCAAAUGGAAAAACAAUACUACAUAUUCAUCUUUCCCGUCAAAGGGAAAUAUCUACUGACUUUAUUGAGCAAGUAGUUCUCAAAUGCCCGAGGUUGUUGUUAUCGCAGGAAAAUUGUGACGGUAAUACUCCGUUGCACAUUGCAGCUAUUCAUGGGUAUACUGAUGUUGCGGAAAAACUAAUCUGGUUAGCAGAGGUCUCAUAUGAUGCAUUAGAAACACAGAGCGGAGAAGUGGCAACAGAGACCUUACAUGAUGCAGUAGAUACACAGCAUAGUGAACUGGCAACGGAGAUGUUACAUGAUGCAGUAGAGACACACAGCGUAGAAGUGGCAACAGUGACCUUACAUGAUGUAGAUACGCAGAGCGGAGAAGUGGCAAUAGAGAUCUUAAAUAAUGAAGCAGAUAUACAGAGCGGAGAAGUGGCAACAGAGACCUUACAUGAUGCAUUGGAUACACAGAUUGGAGAAAUGGCAACCGAGACGUUACAUGAUGCAGUAGAUACACCGAGCGAAGAAGUGGCAACAGAUGGGAGAAUGCAAGCAGUGAGGGAGAUGUUAAGGAAGGUAAAUGAAAAGAGAGAAACGGCCUUGCAUGUGGCAACACGAAAUGGAAGAAGUCUGGGUGUCGUGAAAGCAAUAUUGAGCAAGGAAGAUCCUCAGUUCAAAUAUCCUGUUAAUAAUCUUGAGGAAACUCCUCUUUACUUGGCUGUUGAUAACACAUGCACAAAAAUAGUGGAUGAACUGUUAAAUAAUCCCAAUUCACAAUCUCUGGAUUAUGAUCGCCGUUAUGGCGAUUAUGGUGAAACUGUGUUGCAUACAGCAGUAAGACGAUGGGAUACAGAGAUAGUACGUAUGCUCUUGGAGAAACAGAGUAGUUUGGCUAAAGAAAAAGAUGAGCGAAGAAAGACUCCACUUCAUUACGCUGCAUAUGAAGGUUCUAGCUCAAUGGUGGCAACUUUAUUAGAUAAGGAUGAAUAUAUUGAUAAUGAAUUACAGGCCAUGGGAGCUCUUCACAUUGCAGCCGCUCAAGGCUACAAACACGCAAUGAAUGAGAUUAUUUCUAAACGUCCAGACUGUUGUAAACUCACUGACACAGAGGGCAAAAACGUUCUUCAUUAUGCAGUAUACAGUAGAAAUGAAGAAGUACUGAAAGCAAUCCUUGAAGAGUCAUCAUUAAUUUCCCUUAUAAUUGGGAAAGAUAAUAAUGGAAAUACGCCUGUCCAUGUAUUCAAGGCUCUUAAUCUCCCUUUAUCUUCUUUCAUACUUGAUGGAGAUACUGAUGCGUUCAUCCUUUGGAAGAAAUUAUACUGUAACCUCCCCGAAGACUUUACCAUAAAGAAUUCCUUGCUUUGGAGCAACGAAGAUCAUUUCAAAGUCACGAAAAGUCGUCCGGAACGUAAAACAGAAAUGGCAAAAAAGAGAGAAGAAAAGAUAAUACUUCAAUUAGAAAAAGCCAAAGACUCACAUCUGGUGGCUGCAGCACUUGUAGCAACCGUAACUUUUGCAGCCGCAUUCACCUUACCUGGUGGUUAUAUAAGUGAUGAAAAAGACUCAGGGAAAGGCACUCCCAUUCUGAUAAAAAAUUCAGCUUUUAAAGCAUUUAUUAUAUCAGACGCUCUAGCUAUGGCUCUUUCUACUUCUUCUGUCUUUAUAUACUUCAUCAUGGUGAUGCUAGGAUAUGGACCAAAAUACUACUGGUUAAUAAAAACUGCCUUCAGGUUUAUCUUCCUUGCCAUGGGAGCAAUGGUGGUUGCAUUUGCCACAGGCACUUAUGCAGUUCUUGCACCUUCCUUAGGGCUUGCCAUUUCUACUUGUGCCAUUGGUUUGAGCUUCUUUCUCUUCUUGUUUUAUGUCCUCAAAAGGUUAAGUAGUAUUCCUGACGAUUAUGAUGAUGGAAGGAUUUUAACACUCUUAUGGCUAAGUUUUGGAGGCUAUUGCUUGGUCUAAAUGCCUCGCGAGCUGCGUGAUUGGCUUAUAGAAUGCUUGGUUAGAAGGUACGCUUAGUCUGUUCGAUAUGUCCCUUUCAGAAUGUACAUAAUAUAUAUUGUGAGCAGGAGAAUAUGUUUUAAGAAUGUCAUUUAUAUAUUUACAGACUUAAAUGUAAUACUUUUGGAUUACUGAUGUUCAAAGACUU
Molecule: messenger RNA, 2379 nt
Organism: Hevea brasiliensis (rubber tree)
Lineage: Eukaryota; Viridiplantae; Streptophyta; Magnoliopsida; Malpighiales; Euphorbiaceae
Product: ankyrin repeat-containing protein At5g02620
Exons: 4
Coding region: 114-2192 (692 amino acids)
Cellular component (GO): plasma membrane
Molecular function (GO): protein phosphatase 1 binding; protein phosphatase regulator activity
Source: RefSeq, a predicted model, not a curated record